GAGGUGUAUGAAACAGAACACCUUGAUUUUGGAAAUUUAUGUGCUUAAAUGUCCCAUCUUCCCCAAUAUACUUAUAGUUAUAGGUCAUGUGUUACAAGAUGUCUGACAAUUUACUUUCUAAAUCCGUAUUUUAUUUGCUCCUGGUAGAUGGUUAAACAUUUCAUAAUAUUGGAGACUUCCGUGUAAUAAAUACACGCCAGCAUUUAGUUCAGUGUAAUUUGGAUGACGUUUGUCCUACGGUAUGUAAUGGAUAUCCCGGUUAAUGAAGAGGAACUCUGCCUUGUUUGGCCUGUUGCAUACAUGGGUUGCAUACAUUGGUAUGCCGUUUGUUAAAGCGGCAUUGUUGUUGAGUUUAUGAGUGUCGCAAGCACACCGUUCACGAGACAGCUAAUAGAAACCGGAUUGCAAUGUUUUGGUUGUUUGUUGUGGUUGUUCUUCUUUGGCCUGCAGAAACAUUUCAGUUAAAAGAAUACUCAACAAUUAAACGAGGUUUUGUUGAAAUGAAUUUUCAUUCCACAACGAGGAAGCUGAGCGUGAAGCUGGAUUACAAAAUAUGCUUGGAUUCGAUGCCUUAUUAUAUCGAGGCAACAGCAAAUCCCAAAUACAUCACAGGUGUUGAGAAGUUUAACGUUACUGUUAUUCAAAUCAAUUUCUAUAACGCUGUGUUGGAAUUGGAACGAAUUGAUCAGGAUUCAGGAUGGGGGGAAAUGCUCUUCAUUGUGCAGUGGGCCAUCUACCAUAUCUCAGAUUACAUAACAUCAACCGCUACAGUGCAAUACCGUGUGGACUACGACACAGAUGUAAAAAUUUCAGGAACAUCAAGUGUAUCAGCGGUUUAUGGUGAAGGUUUAUCACCGUUGCCAGCAUUACAAAACAACUCACUAUUUCAACCACGUCUGUCACAAGAAAGACAAAAUGGUCACAGGUUUUUGGUGUUUGAUAAAACUUCCAACAAACUGAUCACCAACCUUGAUCUGAAUCCUAAAAAUGGAGAAAACGACCUGGUUACCGUGUUUAUAGUUUACCGGGUCGACAAUUUGAAAGAAAACAUUAAAAAUGAUGCAAGUAAUUGGCAAGGGCUAUUCGGAACACACAACAGUGGGUGGGAUAAAUUUAUUGUAUUGGCAAGUGACAGAAUAGUUGUUUCAGGAACCGUCGGAUAUAAUAUACAAAUCACUUCUAACCUGACCAACGCCAACCCAAGUGCACUUCAUGUUUGGAACGUUGUCAGUGUCCAGUGGAAUGUGGAUGGCGGUGUCGAUGCUAGCAGUGUAUGGUGCAACGGAAAGUUACUUCAAAGAUUUCAAGCAGAAUUAAGUCCAUCUGAUACAAAGUUUGCAAUCGGUGUUAUCACACGUCGUAACUCACCGUUAGUAAGGGACUUACACGGAGCGGUUGGUGAAUUUGUGCUUUUCAAAGACAUUGUCAUGACCGAUUACGAAAUGAAGAAGUAUCAAUUCUACUUCAUAGAGAAAUGGGGAAUCACAGCUGAUCCGAUCCCAGUGUAACCUUGUGGCUGGGGUAAGAUGGUACAUUUUAUCAUUCGCUUUUGGUAGAUUUUAUCGUCCCACUUAUUAGUAAAUAAAGAAAACCCACCAUACACAAUACACAGUACUGUAAAAACCGCGAGUAAGAAUUCGAGUAUAACACACAAGGCAUCUUUAUGCAUCAAAUUAACCUGGAAAAAUUUAUAAAACAUUUUUACAAUUUUAAUGGCAUUGCGUAAGGUUUUCUGGUCGCAGUUUUAGCUUACUCAAUAUGCUAAUUGUAAAUACACCGAGAACAUAUUUGUCACGUAUACACGUCAUGUUUGCCUAUUACAUCAUGGUGUAUAGAAAGCCUUUGUUGUGGUUCGUAUUGCGUUAGACCGCUUCGCACUGUAGGUAGAUUCUCUCGCUCACUGCAAUGUUGUAGCAACGUUAACGUUGAUGGUGAUCACCGGGAUAUUUAUUGCAUUUUUAACUGAAUAUCAUGAUCGAAUUUAUUUUACACGUUUACAAAAUGAUGGGCAACUUCACGUUACUAUACUUAUACUUGGAUUGGUUAAUAUCCAAAACCUCUUCCACCGUGUUGCUGCAAUUAUAUCUUUGACAUUAUUUAGAUUUCUAAAAGGUAAUGCAAGCACUGUUACACAAGCUUUGCAUGAAACGAUGAUUUAACUUUAAACACUCGAUUUCCUUGAUGUAUUUAUUGUGAAAUAUAAAUAAAAGGUUUGUUGU
Ciona intestinalis (vase tunicate) is the source of this 2219-nucleotide messenger RNA. RefSeq lists its product as uncharacterized. The record is from RefSeq and is a predicted model, not a curated record. Lineage: Eukaryota; Metazoa; Chordata; Ascidiacea; Phlebobranchia; Cionidae.